This is a messenger RNA of Rhipicephalus sanguineus (brown dog tick), 955 nucleotides long. RefSeq lists its product as uncharacterized. The transcript has 3 exons. Lineage: Eukaryota; Metazoa; Arthropoda; Arachnida; Ixodida; Ixodidae. The record is from RefSeq and is a predicted model, not a curated record. The coding region runs from base 1 to 921 and encodes 306 amino acids.
AUGUGGUGCACGAUCCUUGCCGUGCUUGGCAUUGCGCUGGUGUCGGUCGUCGGCUCGCUCCUGGUGAACGCCAGCUCGUUGCAAGCCGACUCUUUCUGGGCGACACAUCCCUGGCUGGCCGACGAGCGGGAGGAGGAGAAUCGUGAGGCCAUGGUGGCCGCCCGCGAAAUUGUGAGAUUUGCGGCGAGGCCAAUGAGGGUCAACGUGUCUUUGACUAGGACUACGGGGCGACGUCGGACGCCCUUGACCAUCCGUACGACCGAGAGGCCCAAGAAAGCCGCCGUGAAAAGGGUGCAUCGCCAGCCUCUCAGCCCCGUAGGCCCGAACCAUGUGUGCGGUCGCUUCUUCUACACGCACUGCACCGUGCUGAACAGGGAGGCGUACUAUAGCGCCCGCGAGGGGCGCUGCUUGCUCACCACAACCGACGCGGUGCGCGUGUGCAACCGAUCCCCCAACCGGUUCGCCAGCCUUGACGCGUGCUACAACUCCUGCGGUCGCAUGCGCGGACCCAUGGCUGAUCGGUGCUUUGAGAAGACCUUGUUCGCGGACUGCGAAAGGCAAGACGUGUGGCGCUCAUGGUGGGUAUUCUCGGGCGAAGACUGCGUUCAGUGGAGCUUUCCGCGCGGCCUGUGUCCGGACGACAGCGGUUCUGACGUGGCCAUGUUUGCUAAUCAAUCUGCCUGCGUGGAGCGGUGCCUAAUGUCCAAGGACAUCGAAAAGAACAAAGAGUGUCGACAACCGAAGGCGAAGAGCUGCACGGAGGAGCAGCUGCGAUUUCCAUAUUUCGCAGACAUCCUGGCGAGUGGCCGCGGACACUGUGUCAAAGCCACUGUGGAGAACCUGCUCAUGCACCGGUGCCUCAUAGGUGCCAACCGAUUCAACACGGUCAACGCUUGUCAAGAGGCAUGCGAGCGAAGAUAAACCUAAGUGGCUGAUCUGCAGCAAGCGCCGCUCG